UUUGUUUUUUUUACUGCUGUGCAGAUCACUUUACAUUAGCAAGAGUAAACACAACACUUAUCAUUUGAAGGCGUUGUCCAGCUGCUUAAUUCUCUACUACUACGUCUACUACUGCUGCCUUGGAUCUAUUUUAAUCCUAUUUGAUAGAAGAAAAUGAAUUUUAAUAAUUCUUUUUUGGAAAGAUUGAGAUGGAAAAUCAAAUGUAUAGAAAAUAAAUUAACAACCUAUCGCCUGGUCACCAACGAAACACAGAUAGUCGAUACAGAAUAUGGAAAAAUCAAAGGUGUUAAACGUCUGAAUGUCUACGAUGAGUCGUUCUACAGCUUUGAGGGUAUACCAUAUGCCCAACCACCAUUGGGUGAGUUAAGAUUCAAGGCUCCCCAGCGCCCAGUGCCAUGGGAAGGUGUAAGGGAUUGUGUAACAGCUGCCCCAAAAUCAGUACAAACCGACAUCAUAUCUGGCAAAUCGACUGGCUCGGAGGACUGUUUGUAUUUGAAUGUCUACACCAAUAAUCUAAAUCCCGAAAAGAAACGUCCAGUGAUGGUCUUCUUGCAUGGUGGAGGCUUCAUUUGCGGUGAAGCCAAUGAAAACUAUUAUGGCGGUGACUAUUUCAUUAAAAAGGAUGUUAUUUUGGUUACAGUGCAAUAUCGCUUGGGAAUAUUGGGCUUCCUAAGUUUGAAAUCCGAAGAUCUCAAUAUACCUGGAAAUGCUGCUCUGAAGGACAUUGUUAUGGCUCUUAGAUGGGUUAAAAACAACUGCACCAACUUUGGUGGUGAUCCCGAUAAUAUUACCCUGUUUGGUGAAAGUGCUGGAUCGGCCUCAACGCACUAUAUGAUGAUCACCGAACAGACUCGUGGUUUGUUCCAUCGUGCAAUUCUAAUGUCUGGCACAGCAAUGUGCAUUUGGGCACACACAGAAUGUCAACAUAGAGCUUUUGCCAUAGCCAAACGUCUGGGUUACAAGGGAGAAGACAAUGACAAAGAUGUCUUGGAGUUUCUAAUGAAGGCCCAUCCAUAUCAAAUGGCAAAGGAGGAGCAUUUGGUCUUAACGCCUGAAGAGCUUGCGGAUAAAAAGAUGUUUGCCUUUGGUCCCACAACAGAGCCAUACCAAACGGCUGAUUGUGUACUGCCAAAAGCGCCCAGAGAAAUGGUAAAGACCGCCUGGGGAAAUUCAAUACCCACUAUGAUUGGUAACACCUCAUACGAGGGACUGCUAUUUCUGCCUUUUCCCAAGUAUUACCCCCAUUUGCUUAAAGAGCUUGAAACUUUUGAAAGCUAUGUACCCACGGAACUGGUUGAGGGUCAAAGGAACUCGGCUGAAACUCUAAAAUUGGCAACAGUACUUAAAAAGAUGUAUGUGAAUGGGGAAACACCAACAGCUGAAAACUUUAUGGAGUUAUGUUCAUACUUCUACUUCCUGGUUCCCAUGCAUCGCUUCCUUCAACUUCGUUUUCAUCACACUGCCGGCACCCCCAUCUAUUUGUAUCGUUUUGAUUUUGACUCUGAAGAGCUGUACAACUACUUCAGAAUUAUGCGCCAUGGUCGAGGUGUGAAAGGUGUUAGUCAUGGCGAUGAAUUGACAUACCUUUUCUGGAACUUGCUCUCGAAGCGAAUGCCAAAGGAAAGCCGCGAUUACAAGACCAUCGAUCGUAUGGUCAGCAUAUGGACACAAUUUGCCAUUACAGGCAAUCCCAAUAACCCCAAUAUAGAUGGCAUGGCAAAUGUAACCUGGGAUCCACUUAAGAAAUCUGAUGAGGUAUACAAGUGCCUAAAUAUUAGCGAUGACCUGAAGGUCAUAGAUUUGCCGGAAAUGUCGAAAAUCAAACAAUGGGAGAGUAUCUUUAGCAAAAAAAAAGAUUUGUUUUAACUAAAACUAUAGGAAUUAUUGCAAUAUUUGUUUGAAAUUUUCAUAUUUUUUCCGGCAUUUCUUAUUAUUUUAUUGUAAAUGUGUCAUUUCCAGUUGCUGUAAUUUAUACAAUUGUU
This is a messenger RNA of Stomoxys calcitrans (stable fly), 1982 nucleotides long. RefSeq names its product esterase B1. The transcript is spliced from 6 exons. Bases 154 to 1866 code for a protein of 570 amino acids. The record is from RefSeq and is a predicted model, not a curated record. NCBI's taxonomy places the organism in Eukaryota, Metazoa, Arthropoda, Insecta, Diptera, Muscidae.